Coccidioides posadasii C735 delta SOWgp is the source of this 1797-nucleotide messenger RNA. RefSeq lists its product as uncharacterized. NCBI's taxonomy places the organism in Eukaryota, Fungi, Ascomycota, Eurotiomycetes, Onygenales, Onygenaceae. Gene Ontology annotation, biological process: microtubule-based movement. The record is from RefSeq and is a predicted model, not a curated record. Gene Ontology annotation, cellular component: dynactin complex.
AUGGGAUCGAAGCUCCAUGCACUUGCGAAGAUUGAUGCAGAGCUAUUCGUGACAUUGAGAAGCACAAGGAAUUCUCAAUUGACCGUCAUGACAACCAUUUCUUCGUCAUCCUCUGGUUUUGAUAGACGGUCAUCUGCGACUGAUAUACGAACAAGUCUCCGAUCUUCCCGAACGCAUGCUCCCGCAUCCCCGCACACUCCACAGCAAUCCCGUCAGAUGUACUCACCAUACACCGGUUCUCCCUCGCCGGGAUCGUCAUUUCGACAUGAAGAAGAUUCCGUUAUUAUAGAAAUUGGGACUCGUUGGCUGCGGGCCGGGUUUGAAGGCAACAGCACUCCCGUGUGUGUGGUAGGAUUCGGCCCGGAGGAAGGAAGACGGGUUGGUGAUUAUCGAGGAUGGAUACGGAGUCCAAACCAAGAUAGCCAAAAGGGAAAGAUAGCGCCUACCAGUAUCCAAAACUGGCUAAAAAGCCAUGAACUCUGGCGUAAGGAUAUUCGUGGCCUUGACGUUGGUCUUUUUGAAGACAAGCUUGAACGAGCCAUUCGGGAACUAUACAACAAAUAUCUGCUCACGGAUACUGGUUCGUCGCGACUCGUUCUUGUUCUUCCGUCAAUCGUGCCUCAUGUCUUACUCUCCUCCCUGUUAUCCACUAUAUUCCACCGCUGGAGAUAUCCCGCUAUCACCUUGCUUCCAUCUUCUGCUAUGGCCGCUGUGGCUGCGGGUGUCAGAUCAGCUCUUGUCGUAGACAUUGGUUGGGAAGAAACGACAGUUACGGCCCUUUACGAAUAUCGGGAAAUUCAAUCCAAACGAAGUACUCGUGCAAUGAAACUCUUAAUGCAACAGGUGGGGCGAUUCUUGACCCAAGUUGUCCGCCAGGAAGAAGGCUUGACAACCACGGAAGAUGAUACCAUAGACGUAAGCGUUGAUCUAUGCGAAGAAAUUAUGACCCGGCUAGCUUGGUGCAGAACUCGAACCACGACUAGACAGCGACCAGAAUCUGAAGGAGCUGAAGACUCACACCAAACGUCCGCCCUGGACGAUGGCGACGACAGCCCCAACGCCGCGCCUGGUCUAUCCGAGUUAGUAUCCCUACCAUUACCUGUGGGAAACACGAUGACGUAUAUAGACGUUCCAUUCCUGAAAUUUUCCGAAUUGGUAGAACAAGCCUUGUUUGCAGGUGGAACCACUGGGCGAGAUUGGGACGAUGAGGACACUCCACUAGACAUGCUGGUCUACAAUUCGCUACGUUCACUGUGCCCAGAUGUACGGGGAACUUGCAUGUCUAGAAUUGUGUUUAUUGGCGGCGGAUCAAACAUCCCCGGAUUGCGGCAAAGAAUCAUUGAAGAUGUGGAUACCGUCAUCGAGAAGCACCAGUGGUCUCUAACUCGAGGCAAAGUGUUUGAAAAAGGAGAAAGUCGAGAGCGAGGUGUGAAUGAAAAAGCAGGCUCCGAUCGGCCCAGCAACGACGUGGGUACCAAGGCAUCGGAACAGACGCCAGAUACCAGCUUCAUUGACGAGAGAUUCCAGCGAAAUAGCAAAGACUCUACGCCACAUGUUCAUGGAGUUCUUCGGCAAGUAGAUUCUCUGGGAUCGUGGGCGGGUGCCAGCUUGGCAUCCAGUUUAAAAGUCAAGGGCUUAGUUGAAGUUGAACGCGAGAAGUUCCUUCAGCAUGGGUUCGCAGGUGCCUCCAGGGACCAUAACAUCAGCACAUCGAUGGAUCGAAGGUCUGGCUACGGGCCAAGCAUGGCUAGAUCUGGAGGCGAUAGAUCUAGUUGGACACUGGGAGAAUGGGCAUAG